AUGUACUACAUGCAAUGGUACCGGCAGCAGACGGCACAGCCACCAAGAUGGAUUAUUACCAAUGCCUUAGCACAGAAGAAAGAUGAAAUUUCAGGACGAUAUCUGGCGGCUGCUGACAUGUCUCAAAAGAACGGUUACCUCAAUAUAAGCGAACUGAGUGUGGAUGACAGGGCGGAGUAUUACUGUGCAGUGUUAGAUCACAAGAAGCGGUUUUGCGAAAUAUGUAAACUUAUCUCCAUGCCUCCAUUUAAAGGGGAAAUAGCUCCGAACUUACCUGAAUGUCGGUUUGCCAACAGAGGACAUUGUGGAGGUGUCUCCGUUUCACAGACACCGGCUGAAGUCUCAGUAAUUGAAGGAGAUGAUCUUCAGUUGUUCUGCAAUUACACAGUUACAAGCAGCGACGUUGCUUACCUGUUCUGGUACCGCCAGAAUCCCAGCGGUUCCUUGGAGUACUUGUUGCAGAGGAGCAGAUACAGCGGGAAAAUAGAGGGAUUUCUAGAGGACCGAUUUUCAGCGAAGCUCGAUGAAUCUACCCGAACCGUCCCGCUGGAAGUCUCUAAGGCACAGCUGAGGGACUUUGCGAUGUAUUACUGUGCGCUUACUGGAACCAACAAGCUUAUCUUUGGAGGAGGGACCAAACUAACUGUGGAGCCCACUGAUGACCCAUGGGGAUUAAGAGAAAGUGUUAAUGUUGAGACUUUCAACGCCUUUCUACAAUUCAAAGGCCUACGACCAUUCUACGUUCACAAGUAUAUUCGCGUAAUGGGUCAAAGGGUGGCAAGUAAUGGCAAUGGCUGGAAACCUCUGGUUGGGAGAGGUUUUUGUAUUGGCAAAUCAGGCUGUGUGAACUUUGCUGAUAAGGUGAUUUUUGGACCUGGGACCAGGCUCGAUGUUUUACCUAAGUCAGAGAAUGCAGAGCCGUCCAUCUACAUCCUCCCUGCGCCCAAGAACAGUCACAAUGUUGGACCCGUGUGCCUGGCGACGGACUAUUUCCCCAAUGUGUACAAUAUGUCCGUGAAGGCCGAGGGUACAAACCAGAUUUGGAGCAAAGAUGACGCCUCGCUGUCCAUCGUCGAUCGCAGCUACAGCAUGGUGGGAUUCCUGACGGGACAGAAGACAGAUGGAUUUCAAUGCACGGCUGGGAAUAAAUCCAAGGAGUUAGCAGGUGAUCCUGAGGCAACUUGUAUCACGCUAUUGGAGAAAUAUGGAGACGAAGACGAAAGUUUUCUUUCUCUGACGGUCUUAAUCUUAAGAUUGUUCUUCCUGAAAAGCAUCGUGUUCAACAUCUUGAUGACCAUUCGUGUUUGGGUCUCCUAAGACAACCGGUUGACCAUGAACACAGAACAAAUCAUGGGGACCACGGCAAAGGCUGAAAGAUCUUUGGUUCGGCUGCAGUGCAGAAUAAUGCUUUCGGCUGAUGGUGUCUGCCUCCACAUUGACGUGCCGCGUGUCGAAUACAUAUAUGAGUUUGCGUGUGCCAGCCAUUUCUUAACAAAUCCUCAGGAAUGUACGAUUGCAUAAUGUCUAUCCGUCCCUCUCAAAGGACAGUGCAGCUUAUUGAGCUUAAUCUCUUGUAUAUAUGGUUUCUGAUAAAACUCUCCUCAUUCAUACCUUUGUCGCUGUCUGAACAUAUAUUAAAAGUACCAACUGUGUAA
Carcharodon carcharias (great white shark) is the source of this 1655-nucleotide messenger RNA. RefSeq lists its product as uncharacterized. The record is from RefSeq and is a predicted model, not a curated record. The coding region runs from base 1 to 1317 and encodes 438 amino acids. NCBI's taxonomy places the organism in Eukaryota, Metazoa, Chordata, Chondrichthyes, Lamniformes, Lamnidae. The transcript has 10 exons.